AUGAAAAGUUUCCUGUUCUGUGCCCUACUCAUCCUCUCAGUUAUGCUCUCUGGUAUGUCUUAGACCACGUCUAACAUCGAUCACUCUUCAAAUGUUCUUAAACGAAUAACAUUUAUUUUACUUAUAGCGUCCGCUCAGGAUGCAGGUACAGCCAGCAGUGAAACCCCGGGAUCUAGCAGUUCAUCUGCACAGCCUACCAACGCUCCAUCCUCGGAUGCAUCCUCACAGUCCGGUGCUUCCAGCGAGUCGACGGAAGCUACUACCACUUCCAGUGUCUCAGCAUUAUCCAUGGCGCUAUCCUGCUCUGCGCCGCUAAUGCUUGCCGUCUUUGCAAAGCUGUAA
Spirometra erinaceieuropaei is the source of this 342-nucleotide messenger RNA. The record is from the annotation of a GenBank genome assembly. Lineage: Eukaryota; Metazoa; Platyhelminthes; Cestoda; Diphyllobothriidea; Diphyllobothriidae.